This is a messenger RNA of Aegilops tauschii subsp. strangulata, 1563 nucleotides long. RefSeq lists its product as uncharacterized. Lineage: Eukaryota; Viridiplantae; Streptophyta; Magnoliopsida; Poales; Poaceae. The record is from RefSeq and is a predicted model, not a curated record.
AUGUUCCAAUAUUUGGGCCUUGCAGUCUUCGCAAAAGGGGCCCGUUCGAACCCGGCAGCGCAGCAGCACGGGACAACUCGUCCUCCCUCCCUCUUCCUUUUCGGCUCUCCCCAUUCCCCAAUCUCCCAAUCCCAAUCCCCGCCCAAAACCCUCGCAUCCGCCCUCCAUGGCGCCGCCACCGGAGCUGAUCUCCGCCCAAAACCGCCCCCUCGCUCGCUUCGUCCCCACCACGGCGUUCCGCCCGCCCGCCUCCACCGACCACCGCACCUCCGUCGUGCUCGACUGCCGCCACGGCCGCGCCCUCCUCUCGACUACAGAUCCUCGGAGUUCGUCGUGUGGGAUCCCGUCACAGGCCGCGAGCGGCGGAUCCCCGACGACGUGCCCGAUCGCUACACGAACCACGUGGUGCUCUGCGCCGCGGGCGCCGGCUGCGACCACAGCGCCUGCAGCGGGGGGCCGUUCCUCAUGGCCUCCGCGGGCGUGCACGUCAUGGACUUGGUGCAGGCGGACGCUCGCUUGUACUCGUCUGAGACCGGCGUGCGGAGGGGACCGGACGGCAUCUACCUCGAUUACAACGAUGGCCAGUUCGAUGAGGACUGCUCAUACAGCCUCGAGGCUGAUCGGCCCGGCGUGCUUGUUGGGGGCACGCUCUACUUCGUCUGCCAGUCGGGUGCCCUGCUGCGGUACGGCUUUCUGGGUAAGCAGAACCUGUCGCUGAUCAAGCCGCCUCCCGGCAAAUUUCAUGGAAGGGGCACCAUUGUCACGAGGGCGGAGAACGGCGGGCUGGGAUUGGCCACCUUGGGUCGUGACGUGCUCCACCUGUGGUCGACUGAGACCGGUCCUAAUGGAGAUGUCAAAUGGGUGAAGAUGAACGACAUCCAUCUCCAGAAGCUGAUGCCUUUCAAGAGCCCAGCACGUUUGAUUGGAUCCACUGAAGACACCAAUGUUGUUUUUGUGACCUCAGAUGACCAUGGCAUCUUCACUAUUGAGCUCAAGUCAUUGCUGACGAGGAAGGUGUGCGAGAUGGGCAAGGUCAAGGAUUUUUUUCCUUACGUCUGCUACUACACUCCAGCUGCUUGUGCUAGAGGCACGUUGCCAGCACCUGUGGGUCCUCAGUGAUCUUCGACAAACCAUUUGAGGAUAUGAGUUGGUAUCAAGAGGUACUUUUUGGUGACUGAGAUGCGGAAAUGGAUUAUUUGCUGUAGGUUCUUCCAUUCUGUAUGCUGUGCACGGGGCCUGUGAUGUGCUCCAGAAGGAAACUGGCUCUGUGUGUGUCAUGCCCUGGUGAAAUGGUUUGUGAACUUGUAACACAUGCCCUGGUGAACUGUAACUGGGAAUUUAAUCUUCUAAGCCAUGAACUUCCGUCUAUUGUCUGAUUUCUGUAGACAUUAUUCCAACUGGCACGAAGAGAAAUUAACUUGCUUCUGUCUAAUGAAUUAGUUUUAGCCCUGUCAGCUAAACCUGCAGUUCAUUUGCUCCAUGCUGUCGAAACAAGCAAGUUGAUCUUGCCUAUAUUUCGUGUUCAUAAAAUAUAUCUUUUCAGUGUCUUGUGCUUACGAGCCA